Molecule: messenger RNA, 660 nt
Organism: Linum tenue
Lineage: Eukaryota; Viridiplantae; Streptophyta; Magnoliopsida; Malpighiales; Linaceae
Source: the annotation of a GenBank genome assembly
AUGGCCUUCUCAACCCAAUACGCCCAAGCCCAACAACCACCGGUCAGAUGGGCCAAACGGCUCGACUCGGGAACCGGACCGGACACCGUAACCAACCUCCAGUUCUACUUCCACGACACCCCCAGCGGCAGCAACCCGACCGCCGUACAGAUCGUCAAGCCGGUCGCCAACGCGUCCGACUCCAACUCCUUCUUCGGCGCCGUCGUGAUGGUCGACGACCCACUGACGGAGACCGCCGACGCGGGCUCGAAGCUCGUGGGCCGGGCCCAAGGGAUGUACACCUUCUCGAGCCGGAACGAGUCCGCGAUCGUCAUGUCCAUAAGCUUGGGCUUCACCGACGGGCCCUACAACGGCAGCUCACUGAGCGUGAUGGGUAAAAACAUGGUCAUGAACCCGACCCGGGAGCUUCCCGUGCUGGGCGGCACGGGGAUGUUCAGGAUGGCGCGUGGGUAUGCGGUGUUGAAAACGGUGACGUUUAACACCACGAGCGGAGAUGCUGUUGUGAAUUAUAACGUUACGGUGUAUACUCCGGCUACCGGUGAAAGUGGACAAGUCUCGUCGGCCUUGAGUUCUUCUUCUUCUUCUUCUUCCCCGAGGAUGAUGAUGCGUGGGAGGUGGUGGAUGGUUGGCGCUGCGAUUGCAGCGGCGGCAUUCCUUUAG